Fomitiporia mediterranea MF3/22 is the source of this 2458-nucleotide messenger RNA. Its product is annotated as P-loop containing nucleoside triphosphate hydrolase protein. Lineage: Eukaryota; Fungi; Basidiomycota; Agaricomycetes; Hymenochaetales; Hymenochaetaceae. Gene Ontology annotation, cellular component: spliceosomal complex; intracellular anatomical structure. Gene Ontology annotation, molecular function: RNA helicase activity; ATP binding; RNA binding. The coding region runs from base 1 to 2292 and encodes 763 amino acids. The record is from RefSeq and is a predicted model, not a curated record. The transcript has 11 exons.
AUGUCGUCGCUCACCAAUGGCGUCAAAGAGAACCCAUAUCUUGCUCACCUUCCUCCACAUCAGAGACGUACUGGAUCUUCAACUCCUCCGACUACGAAAGAACCGCUGUAUGGAUUCCUACCUCGAAAGGUGAAGGGUGAACAGGUUCGACGGGUGCUGGAGGGCGAUGUGAACCCAUUCACGAAGCAGCCGCAUUCGGCUUCCUACAAAAAGAUUUUAGAAGCGCGAAAGAAGUUACCCGUAUAUACUCAAAUGGACGACUUUUACAAAAUGUUUACCGAUAACCAGGUGAUUGUCAUGGUUGGUGAAACUGGGAGCGGAAAGACAACGCAAAUUCCACAGUUCGUGGCUUACUCAGAUCUGCCACAUACAAAGGGCAAAUUGAUUGCUUGCACACAGCCUCGACGAGUUGCUGCAAUGUCAGUCGCCAAGCGUGUUGCGGAUGAAAUGGAUGUGCAACUUGGAAAGCACGUGGGUUACUCUAUUCGUUUCGAAGACAUGACAGAACCAGGGACGACUUUCCUAAAAUACAUGACCGAUGGUAUGCUUCUGCGUGAAGCGAUGAACGACCCGGACCUUCAGCGCUACUCGACUGUAAUUCUUGAUGAGGCACACGAGCGUACAUUGGCCACGGAUAUCCUCAUGGGUCUUCUCAAGGAUCUAACAAAACGACGAAAAGAUCUAAAACUUAUUGUCAUGUCUGCCACCCUCGACGCCGUUAAAUUCCAGAAAUAUUUCGGCAACGUCACAUCUGAAACGUCUGGCCCAGCACCGUUGUUCAAAGUUCCUGGUCGUACACAUCCUGUCGAGGUGUUUUAUACGCAGGAGCCAGAACCCGACUACGUCGAAGCGGCUAUCCGAACCGUAUUAAUGAUCCAUCGUUCCGAGGAUCCAGGAGACAUAUUGCUCUUCCUCACAGGCGAGGAAGAAAUAGAAGAUGCUUGCCGGAAAAUCAAGCUGGAGGCAGACGACUUAACAAAUCAGGAUCCCGAGUCGGUUGGUCCGUUAACGUGUAUCCCACUAUACUCGUCUCUUCCGCCGCAACAACAGCAACGCAUCUUCGACCCCGCUCCCCCACCACGAGCUGAGGGCGGUGUACCUGGGCGCAAGGUCGUCGUGUCCACAAACAUUGCCGAGACGUCUCUCACUAUAGAUGGUAUCGUAUACGUUGUCGACCCAGGCUUUUCCAAGCAGAAGGUGUACAACCCUCGCAUCCGUGUCGAGUCCUUGCUCGUUUCUCCUAUUUCAAAAGCUUCGGCACAGCAACGGGCUGGUCGUGCGGGACGAACUCGACCUGGCAAAUGUUUCCGAUUAUAUACGGAGAAAGACUUCAUGUCGGAGCUUGAGGAACAAACACAUCCGGAGAUUCUCAGAAGCAAUCUAGCGAAUACGGUUCUAGAAUUGGUAAAAUUGGGGAUCAAAGACCUUGUUCACUUUGACUACGUUGAUGCCCCUGCGCCGGAGACGCUCAUGCGAGCUCUUGAGCUCUUGAACUACUUGGCCGCUUUGGACGACGAGGGUGGCCUUACCGCCCUUGGAUCGAUAAUGGCGGAGUUCCCGUUAGACCCUCAAAUGUCCAAGAUGCUAAUCGUCAGUCCUGAGUUCCAGUGUAGUAACGAAAUGUUGACUAUAGUGGCCAUGCUCUCCGUUCCCAAUGUGUUUGUAAGACCACCCAAUGCACGGAAGGAAGCAGAUGCUGCGAAGGCUAUUUUGUCACAUCCAGAUGGCGACCACCUGACGCUUCUUAACGUGUAUAAUGCCUACAAGCAAAACCUGAGCGACAAGAAUUGGGCAUGGACGAAUUAUCUUUCUGCUAGGGCGCUUGCCCAGGCAGAAAACGUUCGAACGCAGCUCGAGCGUAUUAUGGAGCGCUUUGAGAUUGAGCUUGUUACGACACAGGACGAACGCAAGUUCUACGAGAAUAUACGAAGGGCGCUUGUAUGCGGGUACUUUAUGCAAGUCGCACACAAGGAGGGAGAGAAGGGGAGUUACUUAACUGUUAAGGAUAAUCAGGUCGUCGCGUUGCAUCCGUCAUGCGGAUUAGAGACUCAACCGGAGUGGGUCAUCUUCAACGAGUUUGCUCUAACGACGCGUCCAUAUCUUCGCACAGUGACCGAGAUACGACCCGAAUGGCUUCUUGAAUAUGCACCAGUCUACUUCGACUUAAGCAAUUUCCCUGAUGGCGAGACAAAACGCGCACUCGCACGUACACUGAACAAGCGGAUGGGUAAGGCUGCACGGGUAAACGACGCGUCGGAUGGGCGCUCGAAGAAAAAGCCGAAGACAAAGUAGAGGCUUUCUUGUUCUUUAUCUCCAUGUUUGCUUUUCUGCUGGUACGAUCUUUCGCAUACGAGUAUCUGUUGGUUGUUAUUUCUUGUAUUGUGUUAUUCCCUGCGUAGAUGACGUAGAUGGUACUGAUCAAUGCUGCAGGCUAAAUUUACUUGAAGUUAGUUAUCGC